Scleropages formosus (Asian bonytongue) is the source of this 3934-nucleotide messenger RNA. RefSeq names its product putative helicase mov-10-B.1. Bases 384 to 3443 code for a protein of 1019 amino acids. The transcript has 22 exons. The record is from RefSeq and is a predicted model, not a curated record. Gene Ontology annotation, molecular function: RNA binding; 5'-3' RNA helicase activity. Lineage: Eukaryota; Metazoa; Chordata; Actinopteri; Osteoglossiformes; Osteoglossidae.
AAAAGCGUCUGCUAAAUGAGCAAAUGUAAAUCAGUGUAAAUGUCUGUGAAGAAUCCCAAUAGAGUCGCUAGGGACAAUCUAAAAAAUCCGAGUCCAGAGCGCGAGUAACACGGUUUAGAACCUGGCUUUCUGGUCUUAUAUAAUCUUAAUAAAGUUACCCCGUAGUGUAAGUACUAUUGUAAGAAAGUGUCAUUUUACGUGUGCUAUGGCUAACGCAGGGCCGACGGUUUCUCCGUGCGCUUUGCACGAGUGUACUUUGUAGACGGUGCCUCACACGAGUUUCGUUUCUUCGCACUGGCAGUUUUUCUGCGGAAAUAAUACGGACGCGCGUUUAUAAAUUGUUAUCAUCGCUCACAUAUCUCCUCUCCUUUCCAUUUCAUACCAUGGCUCCAACCCUCAGAGCAUCUGCUGAUGUUGGACUGGAUUUCAUCAAAUUUCUUGAAGAGACUAACAGAAAAUCUACAACGGAUAAGAACAAACUUCGCGAUAUAUACAACGCGGAAUUUAGAAGCAGGGACGGAGUGAAGAAUCCCAAUUUCUCGCGGGUCCUGUACGCGCUCGUGAAGUUCCGCGGAGCGACCGUGCGCGCUGGAGUGGUGCGCUUCACGCGCGCGGUGCAGCUGGUAUCUCAGGACCAGUGGAGGAGACCUCAGCGACAAAACCAGAGUAAUGCUUCUCCAUCGCUGCCUGCUGAUGCAACACCUAUACAGGCAGCUGAUGCUGAUUCUGCAGUACGGAGCAGGAAAAGGCUGGGCCAUGACAUCCUUCGGAACCUGAAGGAGAAAAGCAGCGACUAUGUCGCUAAUAAGAAGGGCAUUGAGAUCACCUCCGACCAUAACACUGUGGAUGGCAAGAUCUUCUUCUGUGUGCAGAGCACCCAGGAGACAACAUACACUAUCAAGCUGUAUGUGAGCAAUCGGGGCACCAGCCCAGUUUACUUCACCGACUACAUAGCCUUGCAGAGGAUGCGCUCCUUCACGCUAAGAGAUGAGAGGAAUGUGAGUCGCACUAAACCACUGCUCCUAAGCCCAGACAAUCGCCAUGAGGUCCUGGUAGAGUUCCAUAUUCGCCACUACGGUUUCUUCCCUGCUACAUUGGCAUUUGAGUUCCAUGAAGAUUCAGCUGCGGGUCGCCACUCCUUCCACAUUGUGCGCUUCAUAGAGGCCCAGUACCAGACGGUGCUGGCAAAGGACCUGGCUCCUGCUGAACCGUUCAAACCCAUCACUAUUGCUUCCUACAAGGCCAUCCCUGCUGAGAUAGUGGAUGGAGGCGAACCGCCUGAUAGUUUUGCCCUGAAUAACCUGAAAACAGUGGAAAAACUAGAUGAAUACAAAAUUUCUGGUUACCUUUGGGACCUGGUGAAUUUCCUGAAAGGACAGUCAUAUCCUGGACCCAGAGACCAGAUCCUGUCCAACGCGGCUCUCCUGGAGUCUCCCCUGAGCUUCCAGAACUACAAGAAAAAAUUCCAGCUCCUUCUCCAUCUGGAAGAGAAACAGAUGGAGAUGGAUAUCAGGAGGUACGACAUGCACAACGUGAUCAUGACUCAAGACCGGAACAACAAAAAGCUCCUCGUCCUGCACGUCCCGGGUGUGGCUGAGAACAGGCCCUCUGUCCUGAGGGGGGACUACCUGUUGGCGUCCAAAGCAGGCGAUACAGAGGAACCUGCCACCAUGUACAAGGGCUAUGUGCACAAGGUGGAGCUGGAGCAGGUCAAACUCAGCUUUCCCAAUAAACUUCUGAAAGAGUUUGUCAACAACAUGCGCUUCAACAUACGGUUCACCAUAAACCGCUUCCUUAUGCAACUGCAGCACCGCGCUGUGGAGCUAGCAGUCAGGCACCAACUGGAGGAGGUGCUCUUUCCUGCUGCCCGUGGGACAGUAGACUUGCCCCUCACCCCUCUCAGACUCUUUGACAGGUGUCUGGAGCAGAACCCGGAGCAGUAUACCGCCGUCCGUCAUAUUGUCUCAGGGGUGUCCAGGCCCGCUCCCUAUCUGGUGUUCGGACCACCUGGAACUGGCAAAACCGUCACCUUAGUGGAAGCCAUCAAACAGGUGGAGGAACACCACCCGUCUGCCCACAUCCUGGCCUCUGCCCCCUCCAACAGUGCCACUGACCUGCUCUGCGAUCGCCUGUUGACACAUGUGGAUGCCCACAAGGUGUACCGCCUGUAUGCCAGCAGUCGUAACCCAGAUGAUGUGCCAUCUAAGCUUCUGGGCUGUUGCAACUGGGAUCAGAAUCAAGGCUGUUUUGUAUUCCCCUCAAAGGAGAAGCUCAUGGAGUACAAGAUCUUGGUCACCACUGUGUUCACUGCUGGACGACUAGUUUCUGGAGGCCUCCCGCCGGGCCACUUCACCUACAUCUUUGUGGACGAGGCAGGCCAUGCUGCGGAGCCAGAGUGCAUCAUCGGAAUCGCUGGACUCCUCCAUCCAAAGACAGGGCAGCUGGUGCUGGCAGGGGACCCUAAGCAGCUGGGGCCCAUUCUCAGGUCUCCUUUUGCUAUAAACUAUGGACUAGGACUGUCGUUACUUGAGAGGCUGAUGACGACCAACCCUCUGUACAAGAAAGAUGCGAAUACAGGCCAUCUGGACAACCGCUUUGUCACCAAGCUGCUGAGGAACUACAGAUCUCACCCAGCCAUCCUCAAAAUCCCCAACGAGCUCUUCUAUGAUGAUGAACUGGAGGUGUUUGCUAAUGAGGUCAUUUGCAACUCCUACUGCAGAUGGGAGUAUCUGCCUAAGAAGGGAUUCCCAGUGAUCUUUCAUGGUGUGACCGGAAAAGAUGAGAGAGAAGGCAACAGCCCAUCCUUCUUUAACACGACUGAGAUUGAGGUCCUGGUGGAUUACCUUAAAAAGCUGCUGCAGACUCAGGGCAAAAAGGGCUUGGCCACCAUAUCACCGAGGGAAAUAGGAAUCAUUGCCCCCUAUAGGAAACAAGUUGAGAAAAUCCAACAGGCUGUCAGAACUCAUGAUAAGGACCUGCGCAAACUGAAUGACAUCAAGGAGCUCAAGGUAGGUGUGGUGGAGGAGUUCCAAGGACAGGAACGCAAGGUCAUCAUGGUGUCAACUGUGCGAAGCUCCGGGAACUAUGUCAAGAUGGACCAGGAUUUCCGUCUUGGCUUCCUUAAUAAUGAGAAGAGGUUCAACGUGGCUAUCACUAGGGCUAAGGCCCUCUUAAUUGUGGUGGGGAAUCCUAUCAUUCUCAACAUGGACAAGACGUGGAGACGAUUCAUUCAGUACUGCUCAGAAGAGACGGGGUACACAGGGAUUAACUACAGAGAUGCCAAAGGUGAAGAUGACAUUAUUGAUUUUCUGGUUAACCUCCAUAUUGGCAUUGAACCAACAGGCUCUAAAGUGGUCUCAUUGCUCCCAUCUGCCCCUCCAGUUGAGACCGAAGAAAGCAUGAUCCAGCAGCACGUGGAUCCCGAGUGGAAGCGUGAGCAGUGAGUCACUCCUGGACCCCUUCAGUCAAGUGAACCCAGCAUUUGAGUGGCCUGCCUGAUGCACAUCAGAUACUCAGAGAAGAAACUGGCAGCCAGAGGGAAUUAUGGGGCAUUACAACCCCACCACGUUGAUGAUCAUGUUGUCAGUUCCUCUUCUUCUGUUUGUGUUCAAUAAAAAAAAAAAAACGUUUUUCUUUCCAAUUACAGCUCCACAUAUUUUGACUAAUUAAAAGUCAGAUCAGAUCGACUGAUUGUUGUCUCAGUUGAUGCGAGUUGUUUUUCAUGCAGGUCCUUUUCUUUAAAUGUGGUUUAACAUGUUUAAUUCAAAUGCCCAUUUGAAAGGUUAUUACUGUCUUGUGGCAUUCAGAAAUAUGAAUAUAUCCCUCAUUUCAAUUUGAUAUUUUUCAUGACUUUUUUCAUAAUGUAUUUUGGACCAAUAUGUUGGGAAAACACAAGAUUGUCUGAUAAUGAAUAAAUAAAUUUGUAAUAGCUGUA